GACGCUGAAUUAUCGGCUAAACAAGCUGAAGCAGCGAGGAAACGUGAACAAGACAUAGCCUCAGGCCGUGUCCCGAUGAAUGGCCGAGAGCUUUUCUUGCACGAGCCUUGGCAUUAUAUCAAACUCGAUUUGGAUGAACAGAAAUCUCUUUCUUGCUUCGUCAAUAUGGGUCGGGUGAAAUUGGAAAUCAAGAAAAUCGAGAACAACACGAAUCGACAAGUUACGUUCUCAAAACGUAGAAAUGGUUUGAUUAAGAAAGCUUAUGAAUUGUCGAUUCUCUGUGACAUCGACAUUGCUCUUAUCAUGUUCUCUCCCUCCAAUCGUCUCAGCCUCUUUUCCGGCAAAACUCGAAUCGAAGACGUUUUCACAAGAUUCAUCAAUCUUCCUAAUCAAGAACGCGAGAAUGCUCUAAACUGUCCCGACCAGGGUAGAUACCCGGACAUUCAAAGCAAAGAGUAUCUACUCAGGAUUUUGCAGCAACUCAAGAAUGAAAAUGACAUCGCUCUUCAACUCACAAACCCUGCAGCCAUCAACUCCGAUGUCGAGGAACUUGAGCAAGAAGUUUGUAGGUUACAACAACAACUCCAAAUGGCAGAGGAAGAACUAAGGAGAUACGAACCGGAUCCAGCAAGAUUCACGAGCAUGGAGGACUAUGAAGUUUGUGAGAAGCAACUUGUCGACACGUUAACACAUGUUGUUCAACGAAGAGAGCAUCUCUUGAGCAGCCAUUUAUCUUCAUACGAAGCAUCUACUAUGCAACAAAGCAUUGGAGGUCCUUUUGUGAACGACGUCGUCGAUGGCUGGUUGCCUGAAAAUGGGCCUAAUCAAUCCCAUCUAUUUGAUGCAUCGGCCCAUUCUAAUCAACUAAGAGAAUUAUCAUCGGCAAUGUACGAGCCCUUGUUGCAAGGGAGCAGCUCAAGUUCGAACCAAAACAAUAUGAGUGAAUGCCACGUAGGCAAUCAAAACGGUGAAAUGUUCCCUGAGUGGGCCCAGGCGUAUUCAUCCUCGGCCUUGUUCGCUUCUAUGAACCAGCAUGGAGGUGUGGGUCCCAUCAUAGAGGAGAUGAUGCCAGGUCAGCAAAGCGAAAUCCCGGCCGUGACGACGGAGGCACAACAACCUAAGCAUGAAGUCGUCGCCGACUAUGAAACAAGGGUUCCCCAACUCAGUAGCCAAUAAUUUCAAAACAUAAUUCUAAUUUAUUAUUAUUUUUUAUCUAUUUAUAUGUUUUUCCACCCAUUUUUUUUAUAUAUAUGUGACGAUGCUGAAAAAAAG
Molecule: messenger RNA, 1272 nt
Organism: Thlaspi arvense
Lineage: Eukaryota; Viridiplantae; Streptophyta; Magnoliopsida; Brassicales; Brassicaceae
Source: the annotation of a GenBank genome assembly